Molecule: messenger RNA, 847 nt
Organism: Entrophospora candida
Lineage: Eukaryota; Fungi; Glomeromycota; Glomeromycetes; Entrophosporales; Entrophosporaceae
Source: the annotation of a GenBank genome assembly
AUGACAAAAAACACACACUGUUUAACAAAGUAUAUCAGGGUAUUAGGUAAACAGAAUCAAUGGAACACCUAUGCUGUUUGUGUUAGUUGUCACGAAAAGUUGGACACAGAUGAAUUAUCAAAAGAAAGCUUUGUUAAUAAAAAACAACAAGUUAAAAGGCACUUAAAACAUUGUAAACAUUUCCUAGAGAAAAUUGGAAGCCAGGAAGAAGUAGAUGAAAUUGUAAAUUUAACAGACAAUGAAAAAGAGAGUCUUGUGAGUAACAAAAGACAAAAAAUUAUUGAAUUAGAUUCAGCAUUAUCAAAUCAUAUUCUUACAAAUGAAACAACAAAAUUAAAUUCAAUUCAUGACCAAAAAUUAAGUAGUGAUGAGAUUGGAGAAGUUUUGAUAUGGAAAGCUCUGGAUACAAGCUGUGAAAGAGAUCGAAUGAUUGAAACCAUACCUAAAAUCAAAUCUUUAAUUGAAGAAGUUAAAUCUAUGAAUGUAAAACUCAAUGCCAUAGUUUCGGAUAGUGCCCCUGCUUUUGCUAGAGCAAGACGCCAGCUUAGAUUGCAAUAUCCUUCUAUUGUGUUUCUGCCUUGUUUUGCCCAUCAAUGUCAAUUGGCAAUUUGUGACAUCUUUAAAGAAUCAUCUGGUUUCAAAGCAGCCUCUGCAAAAGCAAUUACUGUGGCAGGAUUCUUCAAAAAUGGAAACAAUGCCUACUUUAUUGGUAAAUUACGUAAUAUACAAAUGGACUUAUAUAAUAAAUAUUAUUCAAUUGUUGUUCCAGGUAUUGAAUCUUAUAAAAAUUUCUUAGUAACCAUUUCAGAGUCUUUACAACUCAGUAGUAAUAUGCAAGUGGUUCGCA